AUGGUGUUCUUCGCCGGCGUCACCGCGGUGCAGUCCACCCUGAUCGCCGACUGCUACAUUUCCCACGACCCGGAGCGAGGCGUCGUCAGGAACCGCUCCUACGUCGACGCCGUGCGCCUCUACCUAGCAAUUUCUCAUGCUUUCCCCCUUCUAAAAUUUCUUCCACUAAGCCACUUGCCUAUUGCCGGCAAAAAGGUUAACGGGGCUGCUGUAUCACGCCAAGCUUUAGGAUUUUACCUAACCAGUGAAAGCUAA
Molecule: messenger RNA, 255 nt
Organism: Miscanthus lutarioriparius
Lineage: Eukaryota; Viridiplantae; Streptophyta; Magnoliopsida; Poales; Poaceae
Source: the annotation of a GenBank genome assembly